Molecule: messenger RNA, 875 nt
Organism: Linum trigynum
Lineage: Eukaryota; Viridiplantae; Streptophyta; Magnoliopsida; Malpighiales; Linaceae
Source: the annotation of a GenBank genome assembly
GGCCCAACCAAUGGUGCCCCAGGCUCGGCAAAAGUCAGAAAGAGAACCAGCGGGCCAAGGCACUCUUCGACAUCUGCAGCGCCGUGAUUCUUCUCGUCCGCAAAAGGCUUUGCCCCAUCAGGAGAAAUCCAAACCUUCUAGAGGAUUCCCUAUCACGAGAUCGCCAAAACUUAAUAUGGGCUACAAUAAAACAAGACAGAAUGGUCCCGACAAGAAAGUGAUUGCUCGUAAAAAUAGUAAUUUCACUACUGCUGGCAAUCCACUGCCGAGUCGGCAACCGACAAGGGUGGUACAUGGUGAGACCCACAUCUCCCGAGUUGAAGCAACGACCCAAAAGGUCGCUAACUUGGCCGCCUCCUCAAUGAUUGAACAAGGGCGGCGUCGCCGUUUGAUCCUCGAGUCUGAGUCGAAGGACGAGGACGAGGAGCCUUUUCCCUCCAUGCGUGAAAUGGCAAACACUAGCCCACUAGGCAAACCCGAGGUGGUCAUCGGGGAAUCUAGUCAGCAUGUGCAGACCGCUGUCCCUGUACCUCCACCUUCGAAGAACUCGCGAGGAGAUCGAACGGUGAACCAGGCUGGUGCUCGUGAGACCGGGGCUGCGCAAAAAGGGAGGCGUCGCCUUACUAAAAAAGGCUUGUCGAGCCGGCAGGCAGCUACACAGACACCUAUUAAUCUUGCUGCUGGGGACUGGGUGGAAUCCCAAUCAAAGCAAUUUCGGAUGCAAUGGCUGAAGUGGAGCUACCUCCACCACGCGCUGUCUCCAAUAUGGGCUCUCCGGAUUCGAGUUCAGACGGGGAGAUCCCCAUCUUUGAGUUGAAGCGCCGCCCUCCAAGGGAGCCUCGCCCCUCUCGGCACACUAAACUUAACCAUGUUAA